AUGUUCUUGCGCAAUAUAACUGGCUCCAAUAUCGAAUACAAAGACAUCGAGAUCGGAAUCGGUGACGCGGCAAGUCUCCCAGCAUAUUUUGCGCUUGCGUUAGAGACCGCUCAUCAUGGAGGAAAGGCAGAGGAUUUAUUGGAUGAGUGGCUCCACGUUGUGCUUUCUGAAAACUAUAAUGAUAGAAGAAUCACACGAGAGGCAUUGGAUCAUUCAACCCAGGAAGCGGAGCAGGACAUUCCAACUCCAUUUUCGUGUAGAUUGACGAUCAGGAAUCCAGCGGUCUUCUCGAAAGCAAUACAACACUUAUUAGCUGCGCGCCAGCUUGUUGAAGAUGACACGCAAGUAGCUAUUGAUCUAUUUAAUCAAAAUCCUUGCUUGCCAGAACCGAUUAUUCGUAGUUGGUUAGUACGCCUUAGAGAUAUAGGAAGCCCAGAGCUACUUAAAUCUCUUGAAGGACUGGUUGCAGGUUCUGGGGUAAAUGCACAACUAGGCGCGCUAUUAGUUUCAGAUUUCAUCUCUUCGUCCAGUCCACUGCAUCAACGAGUUUCCAAUCACAUACUAGCGAUCAUCAAAGAAGGCACAUUACCCAUCACCCAAAGACUAAAAGCCGGCCGUACAAUUUCUCUACUUGGAGAUCCUCGAGAUCUAACAUCACUCACUACCGUUCCUUCCAACACAUUCACAAUCGGUUCUUCCACCCACCCAAAUUCAUCACCUCCCCGUUCUAUCACCAUUUCCUCGUACCGUAUCGGCGUCUUCCCAGUUGUGAAUCGAGAAUAUGCGAUUUUUAUCAAAGAAACAGGACGGAAAAGGAAUAGUCCUGAUGGUUUACCCCCCUCUAAAGAUAAUUUCCCGGCUACAGAUCUCACCUGGUACGAUGCGCGCGCGUAUUGUACCUGGUUAACAGCACGCUGGCAAGCAUCCGGGAAGAUUGCUCUCGAUGAGGAAGUCCGUUUACCCACUGAGCCGGAAUGGGAAAUUGCUGCUCGAGGUUCUCAGGUAUCUGGCAAUGAAAUAGAAUCAUUGUAUCCAUGGGGCACAGAAUGGAGCGCGGGUUAUGUUAAUUUCAAAGGGUUACCAUUCACCGAGCGAUGUUCCGUUGGUUUAUUCCCUAAGAAUGUUUCUCCAUUCGGAUGUUUCUAUAUGGUGGGGAAUGUGUGGGAAAGGUGCAGUACAUCGUGGGGUGAAGAUGUGAGUACAUCAUCUUUUUCAUAUCCCUAUCAAGGAGAUGAUGGACGGGAAAAUGCAGAUGCGGAUGCGAAAAUUAGAAGGGUGAUAAAUGGAGGAUGUUUUGGUAGUUCGAGAGUAGAGGUUUCUUGUACGUGUCGUGGGAGUCUUGAACCGAUGGAAUGGCGGCGCGAGAAUGGCUUUAGAAUUGUGGUUGCAAAUACAGGAAAACAAAUUGAGUUGUUGGAGAUAUAG
Messenger RNA from Botrytis deweyae, 1425 nucleotides. RefSeq lists its product as uncharacterized. Bases 1 to 1425 code for a protein of 474 amino acids. The record is from RefSeq and is a predicted model, not a curated record. The transcript has a single exon. NCBI's taxonomy places the organism in Eukaryota, Fungi, Ascomycota, Leotiomycetes, Helotiales, Sclerotiniaceae.